This is a messenger RNA of Schizosaccharomyces cryophilus OY26, 3432 nucleotides long. Its product is annotated as Smc5-6 complex SMC subunit Smc6. NCBI's taxonomy places the organism in Eukaryota, Fungi, Ascomycota, Schizosaccharomycetes, Schizosaccharomycetales, Schizosaccharomycetaceae. The transcript has 2 exons. The record is from RefSeq and is a predicted model, not a curated record. Gene Ontology annotation, cellular component: site of double-strand break; nucleus; Smc5-Smc6 complex. Gene Ontology annotation, biological process: double-strand break repair via homologous recombination. Gene Ontology annotation, molecular function: damaged DNA binding; single-stranded DNA binding. Bases 1 to 3432 code for a protein of 1143 amino acids.
AUGAGUUCAGAGCAAAUAGGUGAUUCUCUAUAUUUGGGGAAUGAAACAGCGAAUAAUUUUGAAGAAAACACUCAAGGAACGACUCGUUCCUCACCUUCUUCUCCUGAACCUCCUAACGUAAAAAAUACUAAAAGAAGACGUGUCGAACAUGAACAGAAUUCUUCUUCAAAAAAUACAACCCUUCAAAGAUCUGCUUCUACAACAUUAUCUAGAAAUGAGACUAUAGAUUCAAUUGGAGAGGAUACUUUUCAAGGAAGUAACCAGCCGAAUCCCCAGUUUGAAAAUCGCGUCGGUGUUAUUGAAAGCAUCCACCUUGUAAACUUUAUGUGCCAUGACUCAUUGCGUAUAAGCUUUGGCUCUAGGAUUAAUUUUGUUAUCGGUCACAAUGGAAGUGGAAAGAGUGCCAUCCUAACUGGACUUACUGUGUGUCUGGGGGCAAAGGCCUCCAGCACAAAUCGUGCUCCGAAUAUGAAAAGUCUAAUCAAGCAAGGCAAAAGCUUUGCAAGGAUAUCUGUAACUAUUAGCAAUAGAGGAUUUGAAUCUUAUCAAAGAGAUGUUUAUGGUGAUUCGAUUACCAUUGAACGCACCAUUCGUCGGGAAGGCUCCAGUGAAUAUAAGCUUCGGGCUCAUGAUGGAACUGUUAUUUCUACAAAGCGGGAAGAGUUAGACAGUAUUUGUGAUCACAUGGGACUUCAAAUAGAUAAUCCUAUGAACAUAUUAACACAAGAUACGGCCCGUCAAUUUCUGGGAAACUCAAGUCCAAAAGAAAAGUACCAGCUUUUUAUGAAAGGGAUUCAAUUAAAGCAGUUAGAGGAUAAUUAUUCUUUAAUUGAACAAAGCUUAUAUCAUACGAAAAAUGCUUUGGAAGGAAAAAAAUCAGGUCUCCUUCAUUUAGCCAAAAAAGAAGAAGGGUGUAAAGCUAAAUGGGAUCAGUCCCGUGAAACAGAAAAUCUUCAUAACAUUUUGGAAAAAAAGAAAGAGGAGAUGGCCUGGGCUUUAGUCGUUGAAGUUGAAAAGGAACUAUUAGCUACGGAAAUGGAGCUGCAGGCAGCUGAAGCUCGCGUUAAUCAAUGCAACGAAGAAAGAAAUUUGUAUAUAAAAAAGUUUGGUGAGUUCGAUGAAAGAAUAUCACUUAAAAAUCAAGCUAUGGAAAGUCUCAAAUCCUCUAUUACAGAAGCUAAAGCAAGAUUUGAAGGCGUAAUUAAAACCUUCGAAGCACAUCGGUUGGAAAUGAGCGAUGUAGACUUACAAAAAAGAGAUAUUCAAAAUAGUAUUAAUGCUGCGAAAAACUGCCUUCAAAUUUAUAAGGACCAACUCGCUUCUGAACGCGAACGCCAAAACAAUAAUGAUGUCUCCGAUCACCAAAAAAGACUUGAUGAUAUUUCUGCUUUACAAAGGCAGAUUGCCAACUUGAGUGAACAAGCAGUGGAAUUAGAAUCCAAAAGAAGCGAGCUUCAUACGACUUCCCUUGAAAAAGGAGGUAACCUUUCUUCUCUUCUUGACAAAAAGGACGCUAUAGCUAAGCAGUUAUCCGAUCAAGCCGAAAAGAUUCGGAUUAUGGAGGAAGUUCAGAGAGACAAGCUGACAGCUUUUGGUAAAAACAUACCGUAUCUGCUACGAUUAAUCACUCGAGAAACUCGGUUUCAGCAUCCUCCAAAGGGACCAAUGGGUCGAUUUAUGACGGUUAAAGAAGAAAAAUGGCAUCUCACGAUUGAAAGGAUAUUAGGAAACGUAAUAAAUGGAUUUAUUGUACGGAGUCAUCACGAUCAGCUUAUACUUAAAGAAUUGAUGCGUCGUGCCAACUGUAACGCUUCCAUUGUCGUAGGUCGUUAUGAUCCGUUUGAUUAUUCUUCUGGAGAGCCUAUCACACCGUAUUCCACUGUUCUUCAAGCAAUUCAUUUUGAAGACGAUGAGGUACUGCAUACAUUAAUUAAUCACUUGGGAAUCGAGAAAAUGCUCUUAAUUGAGGACAGGAAAGAAGCCGAAACAUACAUGAAACGCGGUGUAGUAAAUGUGACCCAAUGCUAUGCAUUGGACCCUAGAAGUAAAGGAUUUGGAUUUCGUAUAGUAAGUAACCAACGAUCCUCAGGUAUAUCCAAAGUUACACCGUGGAAUCGACCUCCAAGAAUCGGUACUUCCAAUUCAAUGGACGCUAAACGAGAACAAGAACAGCUAGAGGAUUUAAAGAAGCUUUAUGAAAAUGCAAAUAAUGAUCUUCUUGCCGCGAAACAAGAACAAGGAAAGUACAGAAGAGAAGAACAAAUUGUUAUUGAGAAAGUUGAGGCGAUUAAAAGAGAAAUUUUGGAUAAACGGAGACAGGUUAAUUCUUUAGAGUCAGUAGAAACAUCGGUGCUGGACACUGAGAAAAUUCAAAGUCUUGAAAGAAAGAUUUCAGAAACCGAGAAAGAGUUAGAAAGUUAUACCGGUCAACUUCAAGAUGCUAAAAAUGAAGAGCGAAGGAUAGUGGAGGAGCAAAACCCCGUUAUAGAAGAGAUUAAUAUGUUCAAGGAAAAAUUACAAGGUGAAAAUCAAAAAUUGGCAACUCAGCAAGUCGAAAUCAAUCAAAUCAGAGAUGAAAGAACGAGAUUGGAAAUGGCGCAAGAGGAGUACACGAAUAAGUCGGAUCAUACCUUGAAUGAGAUGCGAGAAAAAGAGGCUAAACGAAUUCGGUGUUCCCAAGUAGUGGCAGAAUACAGUGCCAAAGCGGCUACUCGUUGCGAGCGAGUUCCCGUGGAACAUACACCACAGGAGUUGGACAAUGAAAUUGAACGACUGCAACUUCAAAUUACCGAAUGGCGAAAUCGGACUGGCAUCUCUGUAGAGCAAGCAGCUGAAGACUAUUUAAAGGCGAAAGAAGAACACGAUCGAUCCAAACUACUGGUAUCGAAACUACAACUGCUUUUGGAGACAUUGGAAGAAACCUUGAGGAAGCGGAAUGAAAUGUGGGCUAAAUUUAGAAAGCUAAUUACACUGCGUACUAAGGAAUUAUUUGAGCUUUAUUUGAGUCAGCGGAAUUUUACAGGCAAAUUAGUAAUUCGACAUCAAGAUGAAUUUUUAGAGCCCAGGGUGUAUCCAGCCAACAGGAAUCUCUCGAUAUCGCGCGACCGUCAAACGCUGUCUCAAGUUAGUGUGCAAGGUUUAUCAGGUGGUGAAAAAUCAUUUGCUACAAUUUGCAUGCUACUAUCUAUAUGGGAAGCUAUGAGCUGUCCCCUUCGAUGUUUGGAUGAGUUUGAUGUUUUUAUGGACGCUGUCAAUCGACUGGUCAGCAUCCGAAUGAUGGUUGACUCAGCGAAAGACUCUUCCGAAAAACAGUUCAUAUUCAUUACUCCACAAGACAUGGGCCAAAUCGCAUUUGACGAUGAUGUUGUUGUUUUUCGUUUAAGUGAUCCUGUUAAAUCCUCAAGUGCUUUACCUUCCUCUACAGCUCCUUAA